Diachasmimorpha longicaudata is the source of this 2036-nucleotide messenger RNA. RefSeq lists its product as uncharacterized. NCBI's taxonomy places the organism in Eukaryota, Metazoa, Arthropoda, Insecta, Hymenoptera, Braconidae. Bases 491 to 1570 code for a protein of 359 amino acids. The record is from RefSeq and is a predicted model, not a curated record. The transcript has 7 exons.
CUUACGCCUUUUUGUUAAUUAUUCGCGAUCGAAUGGUGGAGUAUUUAUAUCGCGCGAGGACGAGGUUCACAACUGUUCUCGCGGAAUUCGAAAACGCGACUCGAUUCAUCGAUUUGCUGGCGGUGCUGCCGUCGAGGGAAACUUCGCGGCGUCGGAAAACACUGUAGUGCUGGGUAGUUCUGCUAGAUGGCGGGGGGCUGCGGGUAAAUGUAGCUCAACUGCUGAUUAGGGUACACCAGAGUGAUGCCGACGGUGAGAGCCGCCACCGUCGGUUCUAGCGGGUGAAUGCGCCGUAUGGUAAUUCGCUAAUUUGCUCAUUAAAAAAAUUGUAUUAAUUAUCUACGGGACUACAAACAAAUUCAGCAGAGUUAGCACGACUCGGUUGUCAUGGUGACCAGCUCAGGUUUUAAAUACAAAAAUAUAAAUUCUGACGGAGAUAUCCUCGCAAAGGGCGUCGUGACAUGUAAUAAAUCAGGUGACUCUCACUUCGAUGUUGACAAAAAUAAUUGUUAGAUCUGAUAAAAAAAAUUCUGGAAAAUUUCCAAAGUCGAAAAUCCCGAUGAAGCCCCUUCGCACAUCAUCUCCAAAUGUUAAUAUCAUCGAGUACAGACUUUCAAAUGAAGAAUACGUACAGUCAGGCUGGACGAAGACCCCGAAGACGAGGUCGAUGAGAAAAAUGAUCUUAUAUGAAACCGAAAUUGCAAAGCCCCACCUGCUGUGGCACAAGGAUUUACCGUGUCACUUUUACCCGGACGGCGGACUAUUCUUCGUCAACGAGGAACGUGGGGGAAAAGUUUAUUACCCCAACGGAGAUGCGGCGAUAAGAAUCGAGAAGCCAAAGGACAGAAAUUAUGAUCUCUACACUAUUUUCACUCCCGGUGGUAAAGACGGUUCUGGGGUCCAUCGGGACCCCCAGAUGAUCGCGAUCUUCGAUACCCUAGGGAAUGGACUGGUGCUGAAUGAAAACGGAGAAAUGAGUUUAUCCUACAAUCAAAUGGGCGGUAUUUAUAUGAACAAUCCAGGCGCAAUAUUGCCCCUGGUAUGGGUCUGGAAUCGUCGCAAGACUGCUCCCAUAAUAGGCUCCACUUACACGGAGGUGGCUGCAACGAGACUGCUGGAGACCCUGGAGGCAAGUGGACAGACGCAAAAAAGAGUUGCUGGGGGUAACGUACAAAGUCCUGAUAACAAAUGUGCCAUCGAUGACGAUAAGCUCAUGGAAAAUAGCGACAGAAUUGAGUCGUUGACCGCUGUGAAGACCAUUUGCCUCAGAUUGAAUGAGUUCAUGAGCCUCCGGAUUUUGGACCGAAGGAAUAUUAAUUUACGGUUCAUCUGCGGCCGUAGGACCGUCCGCUUCCACCUGGGGUUCGACGUAAACUACAAAACCCCCAUCUCCUCAGUCUUGAAGGACACAACCAGUGAUCCUUUCCUCCACUUGAAGUCCCGAGUCCUCGACGCCUGGGCCUCCCCCAAGACGUCCCCCAGUCUCUCCCAAAUUUUCGAGGUAUUCCGAGUCAUGAAAAAGACCGCGAGCGAGCGCCACCCGUUCGCCAAAAGGAUCGGGAUUAAAUGACAAGACAAACACUGGCAUAAAUAAAAAUUAUAAUAUAUUCAUAUUAAUUAUCAAAAUAAUUGUAGUAACACGUUGAAUCCGUGUCUCUCCUCCGGACCACAUAACUACCAUUUUCCAGCAUUUCGCACGCUCACCAAAUUUUAUCGUGCAAUCAACACGUACAUAAACCGCAUCCCCAGCAUUUCGGGAAUAUGCAUCAUCGUAAUGACUUAAAUCAAGAGGUGUUUGAAGUAGAGAAGUAGAAAUGAAAUUGAAUGGUGACAGACAGAAAAAAAUAAGUUAAGUUAUGGUCAAUCUCGUAGCGCAUUCGUUCCCAAAUAUCGCGAUUCGAUUGCAUUAGUAUCGAAGAAUACAGCUGAAGUUGACACAUCAAAAUGACAAAAAAAAAACCAGCGGGAUCGAUGUAUUUUGGGCCGUCGAGGUAGACCUUCAAUUCGUAAUCACAAAAAGAAUAAAUAAAUUAAAA